Molecule: messenger RNA, 1116 nt
Organism: Trichoderma atroviride IMI 206040
Lineage: Eukaryota; Fungi; Ascomycota; Sordariomycetes; Hypocreales; Hypocreaceae
Biological process (GO): small GTPase-mediated signal transduction
Cellular component (GO): cytosol
Molecular function (GO): GTP binding; protein kinase binding; GTPase activity
Source: RefSeq, a predicted model, not a curated record
GGUUUUUUGUCGCCAUUGUCGCCAUUGCCGUCGUUUUCUCUCUUCUGCCUCCCACUCUCUCUCGUCAACAUCUCGCCAUCAAUUGUCAUUGUGUGAUCCUGCCCCUAGCCUUGACCGAACGCAAUUGGCGCGGCCAAGUCCCUCUGCAGCCGACCGACCACUCGCAGGAAUUAACUGGAGCCUCUUCAGCUCGUAUUCCGACAGAAUCGCCUGGCGACCAACCAGUCCGUUCCACCGCCCUGGUCGACCCGUAUCCCCUAGACGCGACAGCACGAUUUCUUUUGCGAGGCAGCACAGCAGCGGCGUUGCCGAGACGAAGAUACAAAAGGCCGGCAGUUGAGCAGCAUUUCCCCGGCGAACCGCUGCUUUAAACUGGUCCUGCCAUCCACAGAUCUUUCGGCGAACAGGCCGUAGGACUGGGGGAAGCUCCAUUUGGCACAAGAAUCAGCGCCUGGCCCUGUCUGUCGUUUAUCCAACUGCCUAUCCAGCAGCACAUCAUCACAGCGCUUCAACAUGUCCAACGGGAGUGCGUCAAACGUUAUCCGCAGGAAGCUCGUCAUUAUUGGAGACGGUGCCUGCGGCAAGACAAGUUUACUCAGCGUCUUCACACUUGGAUAUUUCCCUACACACUAUAUCCCAACCGUCUUCGAAAACUACGUAACCGACUGCAGAGUAGAUGGAAAGUCCGUGCAGCUUGCCCUGUGGGAUACGGCUGGUCAGGAAGAUUACGAACGUUUACGGCCCCUUGCCUAUUCCAAGGCGCAUGUUAUCCUAGUCGGCUUUUCGGUUGAUACACCCGAUUCUCUUGACAAUGUCAAGCACAAGUGGAUCGAAGAGGCCACCCGUCUUUGCGAAGGUGUACCCAUCAUUCUCGUUGGGCUGAAAAAGGAUCUGCGAGAUGACCCUGUUGCCAUUGAAGAGAUGCGCAAGAAAUCCCAACGAUUUGUCACAGCCCACGACGGCGAAGGUGUUGCCCGAGAAAUCGGAGCCAAGCGAUAUCUGGAAUGCUCCAGUUUGAGCGGAGAGGGCGUCGACGAUGUGUUUGAAGCCGCCACCAGAGCUGCCCUUCUCACAUUCGAGAAGGGGGAGACUACCGGUUGCUGUGUCGUCCUGUAA